This is a messenger RNA of Diospyros lotus (date-plum), 582 nucleotides long. RefSeq lists its product as uncharacterized. Bases 1 to 582 code for a protein of 193 amino acids. Lineage: Eukaryota; Viridiplantae; Streptophyta; Magnoliopsida; Ericales; Ebenaceae. The record is from RefSeq and is a predicted model, not a curated record. The transcript has a single exon.
AUGUCAGAGGUCCCACCAGAAAUGUUUUGUAUCCCAUCCAUCAAACUCUAUGAUGGAAGCACAGACAUAUAUGAUCACGUAGAACUUUUCUCCUCUCAUAUGCUGGUGCAAUCAGGAUCCAACGCGAUGUGGUGUCGGGCAUUUUCAGCUACUUUGGGAGGUCAUGCCCGGACUUGGUACUCAUGUCUUCCCCAUCAUUCCAUCAACAGCUGGGAAGAGCUGAAGACCUAUUUUCUAGCCCAUUACGCUCUCUUAAAGCGUCACCGGAAGUCUUCCAUGGCUUUGGUGAACAUCAAACAAAAUCAAGGUGAAUCCCUAAGGGAUUUUGUGGCUAGGUUCAAUGAGGAGGCGUUGAGCAUUGACGAGUUCGAUCAGCGGAUCGCAAUGAUGGCUCUCCAGAAUGGCUUGAGGGCUGGACCAUUCGCUCAAUCCUUGGCUAAGACUCCACCUCGUACUUUCAUAGAAGCCCUUACAUGGGCUAACAAGUACAUCAAUGCUGAAGAGGUGAUGAAGGUGAAGCGGGCUAAACAGCCUGACAAGAAAGAAAGAAAGAAUGAAAAGAAAAAGCCGAUGGUGGAAUAG